AUGAGUAGCGACUCAUUCUUCCCACCACCGACGGUGCGCAUUCAGCGCAGUACUAGCACGAAUUCCCAAGCACCUGAGGGGGAUGUGCGACGUUCCAAGUCUCAGGGAUCGAAUGAGCGUAGGACCGGCUCCUCGAGACACCUUAUUGGCAGACCUGGUCGUAAGAGCCACGGUCAUGGUGAUCAAGGACACGAUUCGAUAUCAAGGCAUCCAUCUCAACGCCGUUCUUCUGGCUUGUUUGAGAGUUCGAAUGACCCUGAGUUAUCGAAUCUCGAUAUGAAUCGGUUUUUACGUUGGUCGUCCAACUCGAGCAUGGAUGACACGUUUCGAGCCGAAAGCCCCGCCAGUACAUCGAAGGACGCAAUCUCACGAGAAUCAGACCUUUUUGAUCAUUCCGCUUUACGAGCGUCCAUAUCAACGCCCGCGCGCAUUGCAUCCAUGCCGUGGGAAAUGCACUCGGAUGACGAACACAGACACGACCUGGAAGCCCCCGCGCAUCCUUCAGAUUCAGGCCGCAAUAUACCCAUGAUCCUUGUGAACCACGCUGAUGAAGAAUCUGGGCCUGUCCCACCGGAGACUCCAUCAGAAAAUGACAAGAAUAAGGGCACAGAGGCGAGUCGUUCAACACCUCUUUUGGGCAAUUUCAUGCCCAAGUUUUCUUCUUUAUGGCUUUUAGGUGGUGACUCAGGUGAUCGAGAUGAGCAGGGGAGGGAUCAGACUAACAGUGAAGCACAAGAUACCCAUACAGAGUCUUCGACGAAAAACGGCGAUGUGGCGUUGCAUUCAGAUGAAUUGGUCGAUUACCUUGACGUCCUUGAUCCUGCUGUCGGUCUAUUCAAUACUCUGCAAGACUAUGGUAAUAGUGCGAUGUUGCCCAACUUGCCAUGGUUAUACAGUCGGCGACCUACUCUCCGACUCAACCAAGUGUUUUCACCUGAGGCUCGAGACGAAAUACAAUCUCCAGAGUCGCCUAUCUCUCCGGAAUCAAGGAGGGGUAGUGAUGCAGUCAACUCGAUGGAUUCUAUGUCUCCGACAUGCAAACCGGUCAGCGACGGUAAUAUGUGUACGAUUCCCAUGCCCGAGAUGCUACCCGCGACAUUUUAUUCAGGAGAGGAAGAAAGACCAACCUCUGAGAAUAGCAGUGGCAAUUCGAUCGACGAGUCAUUUAAAGAAGAUGAGCACCUUGCCGAGUAUAGGAAUACUGACGAUCCGCAUACCGAAAGAUACUGGCAAAUGGAUAAAGAGGAACGCCUCGAAUUGGAAGCACAUGUGCGCUACUUAUUGACGCGUAAGUCUAAGACCAAACGCAUGUUGCGUGGUUUUUGGAACUUUGUGCGCACACCUAUGGGUUUCAUUCUCACAACGUACAUUUCUCUUAUCGCUUCUUGGGGUAUUGUAAUUUUCUUGCUUAUUGUAAACUGGGUCCAUGUUGAACCAUACCACCGGCGUCGCGUGUGGAUCGAGGUGUGCGAUCAAGUACUUUGUGCCUUGUUCGUGCUUCGUGGUGUGGGUUUCAUGCCGUUCCGUGUUGUUGAUACCUACCGCAUGGCGCACAUCGCACACUUUCACUUUUUGACGUACAAGCGCCGUAAACUACUAAAUUUGCCAAGACUCAAAAAUGAAAAUGAAUUGCCGCGUUAUACGCGCGAGAGAUUGGAGAAUGCCACCAAACAUGAUGAUGAAAACCCCGCACCUUCACCCGUCGAGGCCGAUAUGGAGCUGUUGGAUCCAUCACGCGAUCUGGAGGCGAUUGGCGUAAAAAAUGCUCACCAUGUACGAACGAAGCCAUACCACUUUGAGCAGCUUCUUCAACCACUGCCUGGUCAACCAAAUACGGUGGAACUUUCCAUCGAGGAGAUUGAAAAAGCACGACUCACACGUGCACCAUCGAUCCAAUCGAUGGUGGAUAAGGAGACGCAUGAAGUGAGUGUCUUGACCCCCUCUGAACAGGCCCAGCUGCAGCAUCAUCAGCACAGCUUCCACUCAUCUCACACAUUCUAUCGGUACCGUGAGACGGCGACGCAUCGUCCAUUUCCUCUCUGGCUCAUGAUGACCAUUGUGAUUCUCCUUGAUAUAUAUUCUAUGCUGCAGGCAUGUCUUGCAGGAACUACAUGGGGCAUUCGGUAUGAGAGGCGUCCUACAGUCUUAACUGCGACAAUUAUCAGUUGCUCGCUCUCGUGCAAUGCUAUCGCAGGCAUCUUGAUCUGGCAGGGUGGGAAUCGCACACGCAAGACAGAAGUGGUGAAGAACCGGGUCAAGUUGGCAAUUGAGGAACAAGCUAUUCAGCGGAUGGAGCGCAAACGCAAAAAGCAAGAAGAGCCUUCUAAGAGACACACGCUUCCCUUUGUGAAACGUUCAUCUAAAGAUUAG
Messenger RNA from Malassezia restricta, 2370 nucleotides. RefSeq lists its product as uncharacterized. The record is from RefSeq and is a predicted model, not a curated record. The transcript has a single exon. Lineage: Eukaryota; Fungi; Basidiomycota; Malasseziomycetes; Malasseziales; Malasseziaceae. Bases 1 to 2370 code for a protein of 789 amino acids.